Messenger RNA from Cyprinodon variegatus (sheepshead minnow), 1530 nucleotides. RefSeq names its product nuclear receptor coactivator 7-like. Lineage: Eukaryota; Metazoa; Chordata; Actinopteri; Cyprinodontiformes; Cyprinodontidae. The record is from RefSeq and is a predicted model, not a curated record. The transcript has 7 exons. Gene Ontology annotation, biological process: response to oxidative stress; regulation of transcription by RNA polymerase II. Gene Ontology annotation, cellular component: nucleus. The coding region runs from base 113 to 940 and encodes 275 amino acids.
UCUAUAAAAGGGAUGGUUUAGUCUGAGUAGAACUAUUUCUUCAGUGCAUGGCUCUUGAAACUAUCUGUUUUCUACAUUGAGUUACCAUUGAAAGUUUCAGCUGCAAGUAAUAAUGGGAGUGACCUACAGCGUUGGAGAGCUCAACCACCUCUACACCUUCUUUGUGCAAUGGUCCCCAGAAAUCUACUCAACAGGCAGCAAGAAGGCCUGCAAGUCUUGCAAGUUCAGAAAAGACCAGCAAGAGAGUGAUAACCCUGCAGUGGACAAAGUCUUUGGUGUAAUCAACAAGCUCUUCAGAGACCGUUUUGAAAAGUUGAAAACUGCAAAAGUCUGGAAGAUCAUCGAAGUGAAGGAGACAAAACGGCGCCUGAGUCUUUGGAGCUCAGUGGUGUCUGAGAGCGAGUACCAGGAACCUGAGGAAACGCUUCCUGUCCUGAAACACGACAGCCAUCUGCUAAAUGACUAUCACCUACAGAAGCUUAAUGCUCACAUGCCACCAAAGACCCAGGGUUACCCAUGGCAUCUGGUGUACAGCACCGCCAUCCAUGGAACAAGCCUGAGGACUCUCUACAGGAACAUGGCUGACCUGGACAGCCCUGUGCUGCUGGUCAUUAAAGACAUGAACAAAAAGGUGUUUGGGGCUUUUUGUUCUGAUCCAUUAAAAGUCAGUAAAUAUUUCUACGGCACUGGCGAGACCUUCUUGUUUAGCUUCAACCCCGAUUUCCAGCAAUACAGGUGGAGUGGGGAGAACUCCUAUUUUGUAAACGGCAACUGGGAAUCUCUGCAGAUUGGUGGAGGAGGAGGUGGCUUUGCUUUGUGGCUGGAUGCGGACUUGUACCACGGUGCCAGCUUCUCCUGCCCUACCUUCCACAACGCUCCUCUUUCCACGCAGGAGGACUUUACUGUUCUCGACGUUGAAGUCUGGACUGUGCAGUGCUGAAGUGCAACAUCAAUUAAACAAGGAUUCCUCUCUGAGGUUCUGAUACUUCAAAACCAAAAUGGACCGCUAUAGCCACACAGAGCAUCAGCUCGCACGGAGCAUCCCACGUAUGAAGCCUAUGAGACUGGUUCUGCAGGAAUGCUUUCUGGUUGGUUGAUAAGUGAUUGUUGGAGGCAGGCAGGAACAUGAACAGCUCAGUGGGAAGCUGGUAAAGGAACGUUGGAAGCGUUAUGCUGGCACUGCUUUAAUUUGAUUGUUUCAAGCAUCACAAAAAGUCUUAAAAGACCCGAUUCCAGACUUUUAAGGUUUUUUUUCUGUUAAACUUGAAUAAUACAACUGCAAGUGAGAUUACAAUAUGUUUACAGGGGGGAAAUGUUGCAAGUAUUUGCCUAUGUUCCAAAGUAAGAUUAUUUUAUUUUAUUGUAGAGAGACUGAAAUGAGGUAGAACUUAUAUCUGUGUAUGAGAGGAAAUGAGAGGGAUAAAGAAUCAAAAGUGGGAUUUUUAUGAAUAUAUUUUUCUGAAUUUGUUGUCUUCUUUUUUGAUAUUUUAUUAGGUAAAUAAGUACUUGUGUAGUUUAGUGUAUUAAAAA